Messenger RNA from Cylicocyclus nassatus, 497 nucleotides. NCBI's taxonomy places the organism in Eukaryota, Metazoa, Nematoda, Chromadorea, Rhabditida, Strongylidae. The record is from the annotation of a GenBank genome assembly.
AUGCUUUUAAUUUAUGCUAACGAAGUGAAGACAUAUGUGUAUAUACCGAGGACAACUAUGAAACUUUUCCUGCUUCUGAUUAUUUUCGGAAUGUGCGCUUCUCGGGAGUUAGAACGUCAUAAUAUUGAAAGAUGGGUGAGAAACCUUCAUCAUAUAUGUCAUAAUGGAAAAUGCAAGAGAUACAUCAUGGGAGCCCCAAUUCAUCCUUCCACAAAAGUCUAUUCAUCUUUACGAAAAUGUCGGGCAGUAUGCCGCGGACCAGUCUAUGUGUGUGAAAAGAAUAAGUAUUGCAUACUGAAUUAUGUAGAUGAUGGUCCAAAUCCCGAAGAAAGAUUCUUCUCUACAUUCGAAGAAUGCAACAAUGAAUGCCCCCCCAAGCCAUGGAUUUGGAGGAAACACUGAUGCAAAAGAAACAGUAUGUCUCCAAAAUUUGAAAACGGCAAUAUUGCAUGUUGGUGUGAAGAUAAAGCCAUUGUUGCUUGUAGCUUGUCCGCAAA